Molecule: messenger RNA, 929 nt
Organism: Haliotis rufescens (red abalone)
Lineage: Eukaryota; Metazoa; Mollusca; Gastropoda; Lepetellida; Haliotidae
Product: hemicentin-2-like
Exons: 6
Coding region: 58-906 (282 amino acids)
Biological process (GO): synapse organization
Cellular component (GO): neuron projection membrane
Source: RefSeq, a predicted model, not a curated record
AAGGUCCAAGCAGGCACAUUGAAACCCUUGCAGUGUAUAUAUUAUUUAUAACACAAGAUGGCGUCGGCACUGCUGAUUGCUGUUUUAGUAUCGUGCAUUACAACCCUACAAUGUUUCAAUGAAAAAGGCGAGGCCCCGACGCCCAGGUUCCUGACGAGAGACACAAAUGUGACUGUGUUUGAAGGCUCAAAUGUCCUGCUGCCCUGCGCCGUGCAACACCUCGGCACUAGCCAGGUAUUGUGGCGGCAUACGUCUUCUCCGUCCCCAUUGACUAUUGGAUCAAUGGCUUUUACCAGCGACGCUCGUAUAAGUGUACAUCAUAAGAGACACUCGCCGGAAUGGAACCUCCACAUCAGACACGUCUCCACCAAGGACGGUGGUCUGUUUACCUGUCAGAUAUCAAAGUCAGGGCAGAGUCGCAAUGUCUUACUGACGGUUCAAGUUUCUCGGAGACGAGUCGUUAGUGUCAAAAAUAUAAAAAUCUCCGGUCCCAGUUACGUGGAGAAAGGAAAUGCAUUGCGCCUUGUGUGUAACGCCACAGGAGUUGGGUAUCCCCCCGAUCGCAUUGAUUGGUUCAAGGACGGUCACAAGAUCACUCAGGAUGACCGACUUCAUAUUCAGAUCGUUAUGUCUAUCGUGGAGAGAACCAUAAUAAGCUCGUUGUAUAUCAAGAGAGCCAAGAUGACCGAUGCUGGGACGUAUGUUUGCAGAACAUCGGAUCUUCAGAUUACAAGCACCAAAGUCUUUAUUCUCAAUAUUUCUUUCAGAGAUGACGAGGAAACAGGGACCAUAACUCAUCAUACGUACAGCAUCACUCAUCUCACCUAUCCUAUCGUAACCAUGGAAGGGACAAACGUCACGUUCUUGUGUUCCACGCUGCCAUGGUUACAGGUUCAUUCCAUGUGAAAAAUAAACAGUUUGAAAUGAAA